CUCUUCUCCCCCACAUGCUCCCCCACUUGACACCUUGUUACAGCGUCAGUACACCAGAGUAACAAGAAUUCACGUUUGGCUCCCCAAGCAUUUACCAAAUAUGUCUGUGCUUUAUGAAGCCGUGAAAUCACCUCUUUCUAAUAAUGCCGCCAAUUUAACUGCAAGCUCUGGUGGCAGGGCGCGCUCGGGUGUGUUCAACUCUAUUCCAACAGAGUUUCAGGCUGUUGUUUUUGCUGGUUAUGGUAACAGUUUAUAUCCAUUAACGGGUGAUGAUGUGCUACCAAAAGCUUUGUUGCCUAUUGGUAACAAGCCUAUGCUCCACUAUCCUCUUCAAUGGCUCGAAGUUGCCGGGUUCAGUUCUGUAAUUUUGGUCUGUAUGGAAGAAGCACAGGCUCACAUUAAUGCUUGGCUCCGUUCUGGGUAUGAGGGUCAUCUUCGCAUCCACGUCGAGGCUCCUUCCUGUGCCAAUGACUCCUUGGGAACCGCUGAUGUUCUUCGUUCCAUCGCCCAUUUAAUCAAGACCGAUUUUCUGUGUCUUAGUUGUGACAGUAUCACUGAUGUUCCUCCAUAUCAAUUGCUUGACUCUUACCGUUUAAACAACCCAGAUGCUUUAGCUUUGUUUAGUCAUGUACCAAAGCACGAGUAUGUCACGUCUCUCACCAAAGAAAUCGACGAAAAACUGAUUGUUGGCUUGGAGGAAUCAUCAAGUCAGUUACUUUAUAACAAGAGUUCCGCUGACAUCGAUUCUGACGUCUCAUUUCGCAUGUCUUUGUUGUGGAAGCAUCCUCGUAUCACAUUAACUACUGCUCUUGCCGAUACUCAUAUCUACGUGUUCAGACACUGGGUUCUGGAUCUGCUUAAAGAAAAUGAAGAGCUUUCAUCACUCCGUGGUGAUCUCUUGCCUUUGCUUGUCAAAGCACAAAAUCAACACUCUCUUGCUGAAAGAAAGGGUGUGACAAAGUUCCUCGUGGAUGAGAAAGAGAAUGACAAGCCUAAUGCGCGGAAUUUGAAGGUUAAUGUUUUUAUUCCUGAAAAGGGCGCUUGUGUUUCCCUUCGAGCUAACAAUUUGCCCAACUACUUUGAGAUCAACCGUAUUGUUGCAAAAACAGCUCCCGAACCCAAAAUCGUGGAUGCCAACGUGUCUAAGCGUGCUGUCGUCGGUUCUGACUGCAUGGUCAAUGAGGGUACUUCUAUUGGAGACCGAAGCAACGUAAAGCGCUCAGUUAUCGGCCGUAACUGCACUAUUGGAAACGGUGUCGUGUUGAGCAAUUCAAUUCUGAUGGACAACAUUGUUGUUGGUGACAAUGUCCGUCUUGAGAGCUGCAUCGUUGCUUCUGGUGUGACCGUCGGAGCAAAGUCCAAGCUUCGUGAAUGUGAAAUUGGCGUGAAUCAUGUCGUCGAAAAAGGCCGUACUGCUAGAGGCGAACGCCUUGUCGACAUGGAAAAAAUUGAAACGGAUAUUGAUAUGGAUUAAAGAUGGAGUUGGGAGCGAUUAUAGACACCCUCAGUUUCGCAUCUCUGUUUGAUUUUUUGUUAUUUAAAUAGAAAGGAUUCUCCAAAAGAUAGACGAAAGACAGACGGAAAGAACUGACCGCAUUCUUUUCCACUUACCAUCCAGUGUAAGGCAACAGCCAUAUGAACCAAAAAAGCUUCAUCUAGCACUACACAACCCAUCAAAUCACAUAACAUGCAAACCGUACAACUCAGCGAACAGUUUCCUCAUUCAUAACCACCAUUUACUCACAACAAAGUACAUCAAAUUCGUGUCAUUAAAUUACAAGCAAAUUAUACUACCAUCUAACGCUGUUAGUAACCCAUAUACAAAACGGUAAACAUUUCUCGAGCUUGAAACUUCAUUCAGCGAUCUUGGUGAAUAAAAGUGUAAUCACAAAUUCAUAAGCAAAUAACUCAUCACAUGAAGUUCCAAUACCAAGAUAAACUCAAUCAUACCUAGCCAAAUACAAAAUUGGUCCCUGCAAAUUGAGACUGUUCAUCGAAGAAAUCACUAAUACAGUUAGAAGAAUUGUCCUUACAAAAACAAAGGAUGAAUAACAAUGUGUCUCUCACUGAAAGUUCAGUAAAUAAUCUGUCGCAUAUUGACAAAGCCCAUGUGGAACCAGGCGAGGAUCCGAAGCGUUUGUCUCUCAAUCGCAAAUUAUAUCAUCACAAACUUGCAGGAAGGAAACACAGUGUCUCGUUCUUUUUUCUUCGCACUUAAACAUACCAAUUCGCAAAAGGACCAGGAUGCCCAGCAACUGCUUAUUGGAGACCACAAAUGUUGUGGUUGCUGGUUUGUUGCAGGUUCAUACAGCCAGUAUUUAUAACAAAAAAAAGCCGUCCCAUAGUAAGAAUAUACAUCUUUAUACACAAA
This is a messenger RNA of Schizosaccharomyces japonicus yFS275, 2371 nucleotides long. RefSeq names its product translation initiation factor eIF2B gamma subunit. Gene Ontology annotation, cellular component: eukaryotic translation initiation factor 2B complex; cytosol; cytoplasm. The record is from RefSeq and is a predicted model, not a curated record. The coding region runs from base 101 to 1474 and encodes 457 amino acids. Gene Ontology annotation, biological process: cytoplasmic translational initiation; regulation of translational initiation. The transcript has 5 exons. Gene Ontology annotation, molecular function: translation initiation factor activity; guanyl-nucleotide exchange factor activity. NCBI's taxonomy places the organism in Eukaryota, Fungi, Ascomycota, Schizosaccharomycetes, Schizosaccharomycetales, Schizosaccharomycetaceae.